AUGGCGACGUCCAGGUUACCUCUCGUGGUAGUGCUUGGUGCCACGGGCGCCGGCAAAUCUAAGCUGGCUAUUGAGAUUGCCAAGAUAUUUAAGGGAGAAAUUAUUAGUGCGGACUCCAUGCAGGUCUACAAAGGCUUGGAUAUUAUUACAAACAAAGUGUCCCCGGACGAGCAGCAAGAGUGUCCACACCAUUUGAUCAGCUACCUGGAGGCUGACCAUCGACACUACAACAUUGUGGACUUCAGAGAUGCUGCUCUACCCAUUAUUGAUGACUUACUUUCCAAGCGGAUAUUACCUAUUGUUGUCGGCGGAACAAAUUAUUAUAUUGAAAGCGUUAUUUGGAAUUUCUUAAUUGAUAAAAAGUUAUCGCCAGAAGAUGGGAUUAAUGAUCCAGCAAAGAAUCUCCAGGAUUUCACGGAUGAUUCUAAUGCUUUACUGAGGUGCCUUAAUGGGAUGGAUUCUCUGGAUUUAUACUCACAUCUGCAAAUCAUUGACCCAGGAACAGCUUCACAGAUGCAUCCAAAUAAUCGCAGGAAAAUAAUCAGAGCCAUUCAGGUGUACUACGAGUGUCAGCAGACGAUGUCCUCGCUGCUGAGUGAGCAGCACGAUGGUCAGGAGAAUGUUAAGAGUGGGCCUCUGAGGUAUCCCCACCCGUGCAUCCUGUGGGUCAAGUGUCAACAGCCAGAUUUGAACGCUCGGCUAGAUGGUCGAGUGGAUGAGAUGAUGGCUCGUGGGCUGGUGGCGGAGUUAGAAAACUUCCACAAGGAGGUUGCUCGGCUGGAGGCACUAAAGCGAGACAACAGCUCCUUGGACACAGGGCACACCUACACACAUGGCAUUUUACAGAUGAUAGGGUUCAAGGAGUUCCACGCCUACCUGCAGCUGUCAGUCGAGGACAGGGCCUCCGACAGUGGACAGAAGCUGCUGCAGCAAGGAGUGACAGACCUCAAACUGGCAACAAGACGUUAUGCUCGGCAGCAGGUUCGAUGGAUCACCAACAGAUUCUGUAAUCGUCCUGGGUCAAAUGUUCCCCCCAUAUAUGCAGUGGACUCCACUGACUUAACCCAGUGGGACAAGACAGUGGAAGAGGCAGUCGAAGUAGUCAAGGCAUAUAUUGCUGGAGAGCUACCCAGGAAAGCUCCCGAGAUGGUCGUUCCUAAAGUGGAAACUCAGUUAGAGAGAAAUGUUUGUGAUCUCUGUGGGGGCCGGAUCUUUUUACACUCGCAUGAAUGGGCAGGCCAUCUAAAAAGCAAGAAGCAUAAAUUUAAUGUGAAAAUGCUGGCGGCGAAAAGAAAGCAGUUAAUAGAGUUGCUGUCGGCAAGAGAAGAACAGUUGAAGAAGACGGCAGAUGAGAGUUUGGUAACAGCCCAUGGAAGGUCAGAAGCAUCAUUUCCAGAGGAUACUUUAUUUAAUGUGUUUUUGUGA
Molecule: messenger RNA, 1425 nt
Organism: Candidula unifasciata
Lineage: Eukaryota; Metazoa; Mollusca; Gastropoda; Stylommatophora; Geomitridae
Source: the annotation of a GenBank genome assembly